AUGGCCACAACCACCACCACCACCGGCACUCGAACCAUGAGCAUCCCCACAAUAAUGCGUGCCUGGCAAUGGAGCACCUGCAAAACCACUCUCGAAGCGGCCCUGACCCUGAACUCCUCAGCACCACUCCCAACCCGCCCUCUCAGCCCAGGAGAAUGCCUAAUUCACGUGCACGCCGCCUCGCUCAACCCCGUAGACUACAAGCUCGCCGAGCUCCCCGUCAUCGGCUGCAUGGCAAUCCCCAUGCCCGCAACACCAGGUCUCGACUUUGCAGGGGUCAUUGUCAAGACCAGUCCGGAGUCCAGCUUGGAAGUCGGACAGCGCGUGUUUGGCAAGCUGGAGCCAAAGCAGCAGUACGGGACGCUGGGUGAGUAUAUCAUUGGCUCGAAGGCGGGGACUGUGCCGUUGCCUGAGCAAAUCAGUUUCGAGGAGGGUGCGACGAUGGGCGUUUGUGGGCUGGUGACGUAUCAGUGUUUGGUCAAGAACGUUGAGAACGGGGAUCGAGUGCUUAUCAACGGAGGGAGUGGGGGGACGGGGACGUUCGCGUUACAGAUUGCAAAGGCUUUGGGGUGUGAGGUUUUCGUGACAUGCUCUGCCGCAAAUGUACAGUUGUGCAAGGACUUGGGGGCUGAUGAGGCUAUUGACUACCGUGCGCAAAACGUAACGAGCGCGUUGGAGAAGAGUGGGAAGCAAUUUGACUUUGUAUUGGACAAUGUUGGCGAGCCUGCGGCAUUAUAUUGGAAGGCGACCCAUUUUACUAAGAAGGACGCCAAAUAUGUCCAGAUCGGGUCACAAGUCAGCCUUGGAUUCAUCUUCGAUCUGGCCUUCCGGUUUGUGAUGCCAGCUUGGUUGGGAGGGGGGCAGAGACCUUUCUCAUUUGCCUUUGCAUCGGCCAACUUCGACGACUCUCAGGGUCUGGCGGAUCUCGUCGCGAAGGGAAAGGUUAAGCCGGUGAUAGAUGAGGUAUUUGACCUGGAGCAUGUCCCGGAGGCAUACAAGAAGCUCAGAACAGGGCGAGCGAAAGGCAAGAUUGUUGUCAGAGUAGCAAGCAAGUCGUGA
Molecule: messenger RNA, 1059 nt
Organism: Didymella exigua CBS 183.55
Lineage: Eukaryota; Fungi; Ascomycota; Dothideomycetes; Pleosporales; Didymellaceae
Product: oxidoreductase domain-containing protein
Exons: 2
Coding region: 1-1059 (352 amino acids)
Cellular component (GO): mitochondrion
Molecular function (GO): zinc ion binding; oxidoreductase activity
Source: RefSeq, a predicted model, not a curated record